AUGACACUGAAGGAGGGAGCUCAACCGAACGUCAAUAGACCCCGUCCUGCACCAUACGCGUUACAAGAGAAAGUGGACAGUGAGCUGUCACGGUUGCAAAACGAGGGCAUACUGAGACCUGUGGAAAGCAGUCAGUGGGCUGCGCCCAUAGUAGUGGUCAGGAAGGGACAUGGGACUGUGCGUUUGUGUGGGGAUUACAAGGUGACAAUUAAUCCUUAUUUAGAGAGCAAUCCAUACCCUAUGCCUAAUCCGGAAGAUCUUUUUGCCACAUUAGCAGGAGGAGCUAUAUUUUCAAGGCUGGAUAUGAAACACGCUUACCAACAGUUGCAAGUGGAGCUAGACAGCCAAGAAUAUCUGACCGUGAAUACCAGUAAGAGGCUGUUCGCUUACACUCGAAUGCCGUUUGGAAUCAGCACAGCACCAGCGUCUGGCAGAGAGAAAUGGAUAGGAUCUUGGCAGGAGUUGCCGGAACAGUAUGCUACAUGA
Corticium candelabrum is the source of this 486-nucleotide messenger RNA. RefSeq lists its product as uncharacterized. The record is from RefSeq and is a predicted model, not a curated record. Bases 1 to 486 code for a protein of 161 amino acids. The transcript has a single exon. Lineage: Eukaryota; Metazoa; Porifera; Homoscleromorpha; Homosclerophorida; Plakinidae.